CCCAUUUUUUUUACCAAAAAAAAAAAAAAAAAAAAACUGACCACCUUCCUUGUGAAUAAUCUCAUCCCCAAAAAGGCACUACCUUGACCCAUCACCCACCUCCAUUUGUUACACUAACAUGCGCCAUCACCUUCACCCACACCCCAUUUUCUCUCUCCUCACUUCCUUCCCCACCACAAUUACAACCAUGCCUCCUUCUUCCUCCUCCUCUCCUCUCUCCAAACCCCGCAAACCAUCUUCCUCCUCCGCCGUCAACCACCACUCCUCCACCCUCUUCUGCCGCCACCACUCCCCCUCCGCCACCGCCACCCUCGAUCUCCUCAUCCUCAUCCUCGUCCUCUUCUCCGGCACCUUCCUCCUCACUUCCUACUUCUCCUACAUCUUCAACUCCCUCUCUCUCCUCCUUCCCCCCCUCUUCAUCUCCCACUCCUCUCUCCUCCACCAAUUCCCCCUUAUUUACCUUCUUGGGUUCCUCCUCUCUUUCGCUCUCGUUGCUGUUUCUUUCGAGAUUUGCUGUUGCGGUGGAUUUGGGUUUGGGUUUCGAUCCCGGAAAUGUCAUAACCCUAAGUGUAAAGGGUUGAAGAAGGCUUUGGAAUUUGAUUUGCAGUUGCAGAUUGAGGAUUGCUUGAAAUCGGGGCCCAAUGAUAUUGAUAAAUUGCCGUGGAAAGGUGGGACUGAGUCUAAUCCUGAUUAUGAGUGUCUUAGAGCUGAGUUGAGGAAGAUGGCGCCGCCUAAUGGUCGUGCUGUUCUUCUUUUUCGUGCUAAAUGUGGCUGCCCUAUUGCCAAAUUGAUCGGUUGGGGACCUAAGAAAGGGAGAAAGCAUAAAAAGGCUUUAUCUAAUUUAGCAGCCAACGGAGAUCAUCGCUGAUGGUUCAUUUCAAGAUGGCUGCGGCCUGUGGCUGUACUGAUACAUAGUUGAUAUAAUCCUUUCGUGCUACUAAAUCAGCUGAUUUGCCAUUUCGAUGGAAGUUGGAUGUUAGAGGACCAAACAUUUAAUUGAAACUGGCAGAGGACAGCCUUCCAUCUGAAUUGCAUUUUCUGUAUGAAUGUCAUUAUGUAGAACUGAAAGGAUAAAAUACUGUUUAAAAUUUCAUUAUGUUAUGGAUUGUUAAUAUCAAUUUAAUGCCGAUAAAUAAAUGAAAGUUUAUUUCCUUGUUACUGUCCA
Molecule: messenger RNA, 1165 nt
Organism: Chenopodium quinoa (quinoa)
Lineage: Eukaryota; Viridiplantae; Streptophyta; Magnoliopsida; Caryophyllales; Amaranthaceae
Exons: 2
Coding region: 119-868 (249 amino acids)
Source: RefSeq, a predicted model, not a curated record